UUUUCUGUGCGUGACGUCGUUCUUCGGCGACUGGAGAAGACUGGUGAUCUCAGCAAAAUGUGGAGUAAGCUCUAGAGAUCUUCACGUCAGUUUAAAUUAGAGAUCUGACUUCAGAAAUUGCAGCAUUACCGAGAGUUUAUUGCAGCUGGACCUAAAUCCUGUCCGACUUCAUUAUGUUGUCACAAUUGACCGUGGCUGGAGCAUGGAUAUAUUUUACUACAUUGUUCACAGUGCCUUGUGCUUUCGGUGAUAUGGAAUCAGGGCCCGGAAUCUCCGUAACUCAAAGUCAAGCUAACGGAGAUCGGUUCAAAAUAGAAGGCCGGGCAGUCGUACCUGGAAUGAAAACUCAAGAUUGGAUUUCCACAGCUCGUGUUCUCGUUGAAGGAGAAGAUUACAUUGGUUUUUUAAGAACCGAUGGCAGCUUUGCAGUGAAUGAUGUACCAUCAGGAUCAUAUGUUCUAGAAGUUCUAUCGCCAACCUACAGAUUUGAACCUGUGCGAGUCGAUAUAACAUCCAAGGGGAAAAUGAGGGCGCGGGUAGUGAACAAUAUCAAGACGUCAGAGGUGGUGCGGCAGCCUUAUCCGCUCCAGAUGAGGUCCUCCGGGCCCCACUCUUAUUUCAUGAAGCGGGAGGCCUGGGGCUGGUCGGAUUUCCUCAUGAACCCAAUGGUUUUGAUGAUGGUUCUUCCUUUGCUGGUCAUUGUCCUCUUACCAAAAGUCAUCAACACAAAUGACCCAGAGAUGAGAAGGGAGAUGGAGCAGUCGAUGAACAUGUUGAACCCCAACCCUGAGCUCCCAGAUGUCUCCGAGUUUAUGACCAAGCUGUUCUCCAGCAAGAGCUCGGGCAGGUCGGGUGGCAGCCGGGGUGGCAAGAUGGCCGCUCUGAAGAGGAGAUAGUAAUGCGUCGUCGCCGUAUCCACCGGGGGCCAUUGUCAUGGAAACGACUCCUAAAUUCCUCUUUUUCGAUACUCCUGAAUGUGACGGUAGCUCACUACCUCGUUUUUUGCUGCUGAACAAGUCUGGCUGUCUGCCCCUUGGCGAUUAACAUUGUAACAUUCAGAUUAUUUUUACGGUUUUUGUAAAUACCAGUUCAGUUCUCAAUUUAUUUACAUCCAGUUCAGUUCUCCAUUUAUAAUUUCUCCAGCGCAUAAUUCUAUUUGCAUGCCUAGAAUGAUUUAAUAUGUAUUUCUUUCAACCUGUUGAUCUGUUAUGUUAAAGAUGCUCAUUUGUGUGUUUUGUGAGGUAGCUAUUGCCACAUUGUGAAUAUAUUUAUGCUGCUUCUGGAAUCAAUAUGACUGCACUCACUCUGCACCUACUUGAAUGAGAGCUUGUAUAACAGAUCAAGCUGGCAAUUUGGGAUAGAUUUCUAUUAAUUAACUUAUUACUUUUAACUUUUACUAUGGGGGGGUGUAUUUAAAUAAAGAUAAUACAAAUUGA
Conger conger (European conger) is the source of this 1436-nucleotide messenger RNA. RefSeq names its product ER membrane protein complex subunit 7-like. Bases 174 to 896 code for a protein of 240 amino acids. NCBI's taxonomy places the organism in Eukaryota, Metazoa, Chordata, Actinopteri, Anguilliformes, Congridae. Gene Ontology annotation, cellular component: EMC complex. The record is from RefSeq and is a predicted model, not a curated record. Gene Ontology annotation, molecular function: carbohydrate binding. The transcript is spliced from 5 exons.